Messenger RNA from Ogataea philodendri, 1503 nucleotides. RefSeq lists its product as uncharacterized. Gene Ontology annotation, cellular component: nucleus. The record is from RefSeq and is a predicted model, not a curated record. The transcript has a single exon. Bases 1 to 1503 code for a protein of 500 amino acids. Gene Ontology annotation, biological process: peptidyl-lysine monomethylation. NCBI's taxonomy places the organism in Eukaryota, Fungi, Ascomycota, Pichiomycetes, Pichiales, Pichiaceae. Gene Ontology annotation, molecular function: protein-lysine N-methyltransferase activity; protein binding.
AUGGACUCUUUUUCUAAAAGCACCAGUGGGUUCGACCAUUGGGUGCGUAAUCAUUACCAACAUGUGGACGAGAACAUAGAAAUAGCCGAUCUCAGAUCGUCUGGCGAAGGUCGUGCGCUUCGUGCAACGGGAGAUAUCAAGAAAGACACAGUUUUGUUUCGUCUGGCUAGAGAUCAUAUCAUUAAUGUGCGUACGGCAGCCCUGGGUAAGUUGAAAUUGUCCAACAUCGAGGUCUUGGAGUCUCUUAACCAAUGGGAAGCGUUGAUUUUGUGUUUGGGGUAUGAGAUGUUAUUAGGUGAGGAAUCUCAGUGGAGUUCCUAUUUGCAGGUUUUACCUGAAAAAUUCAACUCCUUGAUGUUUUGGUCGGACGACGAGCUCGCAAUGUUGAAGCCUUCGAACGUCCUUACUAGAAUCGGUCGCGAUCAGGCCGAACGCAUGCAUGCUCGACUUGUUCCAGACAUGUGUGUUCGACUUGGAAGCCAAAAAUUGGCGGAUUUUCUCACUCUUGAAAAAUUCCAUAUGGUUGCAAGCAUAAUCAUGAGCUAUUCUUUCGACGUGGACGAUCCAGAGGACGACGACGUGGAUGAAGAAGAAGAAGAGGUGAACGAGUUUUUGGCCGAGGAACACGACGGACUCAAGUUCGACGGGUAUUUGAAGAGCAUGGUUCCUCUUGCCGAUACGCUCAAUUCCAACACCAAUCUGGUGAACGCUAAUCUGAGUUAUGAAAACGAUGUUCUUGUCAUGACCGCCACCAAGGACAUCAAGAAGGGCGAGCAGAUCUUUAACAUCUAUGGCGAGCUGCCAAACUCGGAGAUCUUGAGAAAAUACGGCUAUGUUGAGGUGCCUGCUUCCAAAUACGACUUUGCGGAAUUAAGUUUGUCUGUAAUUAAACAGACUUUUGUGGGAAAGUACCUGUCGCAAUUUGACAACGAGGUUCGCGAGUCUCUGUUUGACAAGGUGGUUGCAUUUGUUGGCGAGUCGGAGUAUUUGGAAGAAACGCUGGAGGACCAAGAAGGGGGAAUCGUUUUGGACGCCUACGAGGUGUUCAACGACGCAGACGUUUUGCCGGAGCUUGUGUUGUUGAUCCAGAUUUUGACCACGGUUUAUGAGAGUUUUGAGUCGGACGCCAAAUGGGCCAAGAAGCUGACAAAAUCCCGGUCAGAGUUGGACGCGUUUGUCAACAGAUGCAUUUUGAAAUCGUUCCAACUGCUGGAAAAGACUAUGAUCACCAAGAACUGUGUCAUAAACCUUCACCAAUGCGUUCAACAACGCAUAGCCGAGUACGGCGAGGCAAAAAAUUAUGAGAUUCCAGAAACCGCAGGAGAGUUGAGUCGUUCCCAGAUGGCUGCCAUUGUGCUGAAAUGCGAGAUUGUUUGCCUGCAAACAGUUUUGCAAAAAUUCCCAGCCAAGCUCGAGCAGAUCGACGACUCCAAGUUGUUGAAGAACGUGCUUAAACGUAAAUCCGACUCGGAAGAGAAGAAGUCAAAGAAACGCAAGGCUUAG